Messenger RNA from Macrobrachium nipponense, 11516 nucleotides. RefSeq lists its product as uncharacterized. Lineage: Eukaryota; Metazoa; Arthropoda; Malacostraca; Decapoda; Palaemonidae. Gene Ontology annotation, cellular component: chromosome. Gene Ontology annotation, molecular function: chromatin insulator sequence binding. The record is from RefSeq and is a predicted model, not a curated record. Bases 971 to 10588 code for a protein of 3205 amino acids. The transcript has 4 exons. Gene Ontology annotation, biological process: regulation of transcription by RNA polymerase II.
CGUAAUGCUCAAUUCUGCUGUCUUUCCCAGUGGGGGCUGUGUGUUUACAUCGUAGUACGCCGAGGAAGAUUAGUGCUUUAGGAUUGUGUAAUAUCGCGUGAAUUUGCUACUGUGUACUUUGCCGCAAUGCACAGUGUAUCGUACAAACCGCUUUGAACUGCCACAGUUUCGUCUGAGAAAGACCAGCAUGAAUUGGAUAUGUGGACAUAAGUCACAUCAAAGAAUGGCACUCCAGUAAACCAGCAGGAUGAGUAAAAUCCCAUUGGGUGACGAAGCAUACACAUGCAAGAUUAGAAUGAGUUGGUGAGGCAAAUGAGUUUGGGGGACGGAAGUCUUGUGCGACUGAUAGCAGGCUGAUGAUGCACCGUGAAGUUAGAAGCAUAGACCCAGUGGAUGCGAAGAUUAGGGCUCGGCAUUCAGGCUUUAUCCAAGUACACGUACUGUAAAUACAUGCCUUUUUGUGGUACUUCUGAGAGAAAAAAUGUUAAGGCUUUGCAUAGCACACUGUUGUGAGAAAAUUCAUAAGCAUUAUUUGCAGACAGUUAGCUCAAAUAACAGUAUAAAUAAUGAAACCACAGUUAAGUCUCCCAACAUGCAAGAUAAGAGAAGUGUUUUAGAAAUAUGUAUAUGGUCAAGAUAUACAAUGCAGUUAACAAAUGUAACCCAUCAAUGAUCAUCACAUUUUAAAUGACACCAUUAACAAUAUGCAAUUCGGUACAGUUUCUAAAUGAAUUCUGGUGAAGUAUAUAGUUAUUCUUAAGCUUUGUAAGUGCUUCCUGUAGAAGUUAGGGAAAUCAUGUCAUGAAAUUUUCUCCUAUCAAAUAUAAACUUGAGAUAUCUUCAUGAGACCAUGCAUAUCAAAUGUCAAUUUGUUAAUAUUCCAACAUGGCCACUGUAGAUGGCUAAGAAUGAUUUUAUUUUUUAUAUAGGUUUUUGAGGUAGUAAAGCACUUAGUAGACUCAUGUAAAAAAUGGGUGGACUCAGGAAAAGAGAGAUGGUAGAAUGUGAGUUGUGUCAAGGAAAGGUUUGGAAGCAACAUCUCACAAGACAUUUAAGACAACACACUGAGGAGAGAACUUUUGUGUGCAAUUCCUGUGGUUUAGGUUUCACCCAUAAAUGUGCGCUCAAGAGGCAUGUUAUGCGCACAUGCAAGUCACUACUUCAACAGAGGGAUCGUGUGACAGAGCCCAUUUUACUCGAAAAAUUAAGAAUAUCUGAUGAGUCUGUCCCAUCUGUGGUGCUUCAAGAAGACAUUGCUCAGCACAAGACCUUUGGAGACACUAUUAAGUCUGUUUCAUGCCAAGAAAGCAGUGAAGCAGGCCCAAUAACUAAAGAUAGUACAGAAAUGAUAAAAAUUGCAGAGAUUGAGUGCAAGGUUUGUCAUGAAAAAUUUCCAGCUGAAGUUGUUGAUCUUCAUUUAAAGCAACAUAUAACAGAAAAUGAAAAAGUUACAUGUGAUUUGUGUGGAUUAAUGUUUAGUCAGGAGAGUGAUCUUUUGAGUCACAAAAGUGGAAAUGACUGCUGUCAUGUGCCACCCAGUGUGAUUAACGAAGGAAAAUGUGUCAUUAAUUUUGCUAAGCCAUAUGAAAUACAAACAGUAGAAUGUGAGUUUUGUCAUAGAAAUAUAAAUAAAAAUGUGGUCAAGAGGCACAUAAAGAUGCAUACAGAAGAAAGACCAUUUAAAUGUGAAUCUUGUGGUUGUGGAUUUAACUUUAGAGGAAAUUUAGCAAAGCACAAAUUGUUGACUGGUUGUGGGGGGUCUGUCCCUGUUGGAGCCCAUCAGUCAAAGCCUCAAAUGGAAAAAGGCACGGUAGAAAUCUCCCAAGCAAAGGCUGCCGUAGAGAACUGUAAUGCGAAAAGGCCAAGAUUGGCAACACGCAAGUGCCCCAUUUGUCACAGAUUAGUGCAUGGUCAAUUUAUGAAACGUCAUAUGAAGCAGCAUACAGAGGAUAGAAAGUACAAAUGCCCUCUCUGUAGUCUAGGAUUUAUUCAUAGGCAAGCACUUAACAACCAUUUAACAAAGAACACCUGUGUUACUUCAGAUAACACUGAAAGUACUGAGAAAAAAUACUCCAGUUCAGAAUCACAUGAAGUACCUCUGCCUUGCCUUGGUAAUAAGUCAGAUCAGGGAACAUAUGAAUCUCAUGGAAAUGUUAUUAAGAUGAAAAUACAAUGCCAAAAUUGUGGAACAUUAUUUUCCAAUAGAUCGAAUUUAUAUCGACACUUGAAAAAUAAGAAGUGUACUUUGUCGUAUGUUGAAGAACUCCGUAGAAAGAUUAUUCAAAAUCAGGUAAUUAGCAAGCCAGAGAAGACAUUUUUGGCUGCUGAAAUGUCUUCAAGUGAUGUUUAUAAAUACAAAGAAAGUGCUAAUAGUACUAUUGUGAAGUCUAGGAGUGUUGCAGCUAGCAAACUAACAGGUAGUAGUACUCAUGUUACUAUUAAGGAAACAUGUUUAGUGUGUAGGAAAGAGUAUUCAUCACGGAGAAAGUUGGAAGAUCACUUGGAGGCUCACAUGUUUAAGAGGACCUUCAGGUGUGUUUUAUGUCCAAAGAAAUAUUACAGCCUUGGUAAAUGUAAGAGGCACAUACAAGUGCAACAUGCAACAAUAAGUGUGAGUGCUUGUAGAUUGUGUAGCAAACAAAUUGAUAAUUUUGGUGAGCUUGAAGAUCAUUUAUCUUAUCAUAGAGGAGACAGGAUUUACAAAUGCAUGCUAUGCAAUAAAGUUAUAUUAAAACAAUUAUGCUUGAAAAGUCAUUUGGAAAGCCAUGUUGGAAAGCAUGGUGAAAAUGUUAGCCAAGAUGAAACUUUGGAAAACUCAAGAGGAACUUUUCCUAAAGAUGUAAGUUCUGGAGUACACUACUGCACAGUAUGCAAACUAGUGUUUUCCAGUCCAAGCAGUUUGGCUUCACAUAUGAUGACACACACUUUAGACUCGUCAUACACUUUAGACUCUUCAUGUGAUGAUAAUGAAGGAUCUGUGCUAAGUAGGGUUGAUGAUGUUACUGUUUUUAUAACUGACAGUAAUGAUGAAGAAGAUACAGAAAGGAGGCUUGGAAAUGAACUAGAAGGCAUUACAAAUUGUAAUAAUCAAAACUCAGAUCCUCUUAGUGAUUGUGAAGGUGAUAUUUCUGUUCUGGAUGAUAAUUGUUCUCAAAUUAUGAAUGUUGAUUAUUCUUCAUAUGCAAGAAGUAGCAUUCCAACCAACAAUGAGUCAAGUACACCUGUUCUGUUAACUGCAACAGACCCUUCACUACGAAAUAUAGAUGUCUUGGAGAAUGUAGGCCAGCAUUGUUUGAAUGACACUGGUUCUAGAAUUAGGAAAAGUGAAGAAACAUAUUCUAGGGAAUCAGUGAACUUUAGUGAAUGCUCUGCGGCAUCAGACUAUGCAUUAGUUACGGGAGAAGUGUCAAAAAUUGGUGGGAGUAAAGAUCACAGCAUUGAAGGGAGCAGUGAUGUUUUUUUAAAUAGAAUGAAAGAAGUAACUGUAUAUAUAACAGAAAAUGGUGCACAAGAAACUGGAUUCAAUGAAGAAUACAUUAAUGGAUCUGAAGUUAGAAGCAGUGAAAAUUGUGAUCCUCUUACCAGAGACAACAUUGUAAGUGAUAGUUGUUCAUAUUCAGGUUUUACAUGUAACAUUUGUAAUGAGCAAUUUUUAACCCGUGGCAGCCUUGAAGCACACAUGUCAACUCACAUAGAGGGACGAUUCCAUAUUUGUAAUGUCUGUGGUGAGAGUUUUAGCCAGAAGAAUUACCUUAGGAAGCAUAUGGCAGAGCAUGGAGAGAAUCAAAAGUUCAGGUGUUCUGUUUGUUGGGUUGACUUUUUGUUUGAUUCUGAUCUUGCUAAUCACAUGAAUACACAUGUCACAAAAGCAAUGAAUUAUGAUUGUUUGGAUUGUGGUAGAAAAUUUAUUAAAAAAAGUGGCCUUGUCAGGCAUUCUUCUGUGCAUUCAAAGAACCGACUAUUUACCUGUGACCAUUGCCAGUUGACAUUUAUGUCCAAAGAUUCCCUACAUGAACACUUGAAAAAUCACACUGAAAACAAUGAGCAAGCAGUUGAAGGUAUUGCAGUGGAAGGAGCAGAGGUAUUUGAUUUUGAUAAUGGGAGUGGAAAGGCAAUGAAUGUUUCUGCUUUAAGUGAUAGUAUAAAAUUAGAUGAUAAAGAGGCUAAUGGUGUAGAUAUGAUUUGUCCUGUCUGUGCAAAAGUUUGCAAAACAAAAGGCUCUUAUGUACUCCAUGUUAGAGUUCAUUCAGCUAAUCGAAAAUAUAAGUGUCAAGUUUGCAAUAGAAAGUAUGGAAGUAAAAUAAAACUCCGUAGACAUCAAAGAAAAUAUAACCAUGAAUAUGGGACAUUACCAAAUAGUUUGGGGGUUGAACGUAGAUUUACUUAUGAGGGAGAUAUUUUUGGAAUUGUUGAAGGACUACAAACACCUCAAUCAGAAACCAUUGAUGUAAGUACAGCUGUAAGUGAAAAAAUUCAAGGAAAAGAUAGCACUGAUAUUAGUUUCAACAUGUUUGAGCACUCAUGUAAUAUUUGUGGUAAAGAAUUUAGGUCCAAGAUUGGACUUAUAGCGCACCAGCAGAUCCAUGCAGCAGGUGAACGGUAUCCAUGCUUUAUAUGUAAAUCAUCAUUCGUAACAAAAGUUCAGUUGGAUGAGCAUCAUAAGGAACACAGUGAUGCUACACUUGAUACAAGAACCACUGAACUCUUAAAUGAUUCUGAGACUGACAGAGACCUUGGUGUCAGUCAGUUAAGAGAACAUAAUAUGCAAACUAAUUGUUCAGAGACUCAGGACCCUGAAUCUCAUGAGUUAGAGUUGGGAAAGUUUGUCUGUGGCAUUUGUGGAAAGAAAUGUAAGAAGAGAAGUAGUCUUGUGCUUCAUGUGAAAUAUCAUAAACCUUUGCAGGGGUAUAAGUGCAACUUUUGUGAAUUAACGUUUCCUAAUAGAAUUAAACUUCGCAUGCAUGAAAGAAAGCACAGGUAUAUUACCAAAAUGGAAAAAGGAAUGGAGAGUGCUACUGAAACAUCUUUGUCAUUAGAUGAUGAAAAAAGCAUUGUGAAUGGGGAGGAUGAAGUGAGGGAAAAAAAUGCCCUUGUACAUGAUCAGGAUAUGCAAGUUGACCUUAACUACACAUUAACUGUCAAGAAAAAGUGUUCUGAGAUGGUUAGAUGUAAAACUGCGUGUGAGGGAGAUGAAAGUCCAAAUAAUUUUCAAAAGCUAGAAAUUCAUGAAUCAAGUGAUUUAGAACCCAAGAAGUACCACUGUGGCAUUUGUGGUAAGCAUUGCAAAAAGAGCAGUAGUUUUGUUCUUCACCAGAAGAUGCAUUUAUCAUACAAGGGGUAUGAUUGCAGGUUUUGCAAUCUUACUUUUACAAGUAGGAUUAAAUAUCGUAAACAUCAAUGUGUACAUAAACAAAGAAGAAAAGGUGAGGAAGAAGUAUUUGAUAUGGAAGGAAGUUUGUCCCCUGUGAUAGAGAGCAUAAAAGAUAAAAGUGUCAUUGAAGAUGGAAAAGAAACCUGUGAUGUUAAUGCUGUCAUUUUGAAUUCUGAGAAUGAAAAAUAUGGAGAGUCAGAUGAAGCAUCUUCUAUGGUACACAACUGCAGGUUUUGUUAUCAGGCAUUUUCAGGUAAGAUGAGACUUCUGGAGCAUGAAUGUGAAUGUCAACAUAAUGAAAAUAGUAAAAAUGAUAGAGAAUUGAACAAAAAUGACAGUGGAACAUAUGCCAGUGAUGUAGAAUUGCUUAAUGAUGAUAUUGAUAGAGAGGAAGGAAUAUAUGUGUGUCAAAUAUGUGGUAAGAAAUGCACGAGGAAGAAUAGCUUAGUACUUCAUCAAAAGGUUCAUUCAUUUUUCAAGCGGUAUAAUUGUAGGAUUUGUAGUCUUACUUUCCAAAAUAAGGCUAAACUGUACAAACAUCAGAAGAUUCAUAGAAUGAAGAAUGUUGUGAUGGAAAUGGAUAAAACAGAAGUUGAAUCACCUAAUAUGUUAGAUGGAGCCAUUGAAAAUUGCAGGUUUGGUGGAGGAAGUUAUCUUGAAGUUUAUAGCAAUGCCGAUGUCAUGAGUACAGAACCUAAAGCAUUGAGCAGAAUGGCAUUAGAAGAUGAAAUUAGUAGGGACGGCAAAAAUUCAUUGUCAGCAAGUAUUGAUUAUACAUGUAAUGUAUGUUUGAAAAGAUACAUAGGAAAAACCGCUUUUAUACGCCAUCUUCGAAUGAAUCAUGGUGAUCAUCAGCUGAGCCGUGAUAAAUCUGUAGAUGAAUCUCUAGAGAGGUUUAUAAAUAGUAAAAAAACACCUCUCAGUAAUGAGGUUUAUAGGGAAGACAAGAAUUUUGCCUCAAAAUCUGAGUACUCUGGGUCUGUAUUGGUUGAAAGUGAGAGAACGCUGAGCCAAGUUCAAACAGAGGAGGCAAAUUUGAUUUCUGAAAGAAAAAUAUGCUAUUGUAUCAUAUGUAAGAUAGAAUUCAAGAGACCAUCAGGCUUUGCAAGACACAUGAAGAUUCAUGGUAGCAUGCGCUAUGAAUGCAGUGUGUGCUUGAGAGUGUUUUCUUCAAAAGUAAAGUUGAAAAAACACAAAAAAUAUCACCUUCAGAAGAAAGUUUCAAGAAGUUCUUUCAUUGAAGAACCAGUCAGUUUGGGUGGUCAAGAAAAGCCAUAUGAAAUACCAACUUCUAAGGAGUAUUUAAAUAUGAUGAAUGAAGUUGGUAAAGGCAUUGUAAAAGAAAGGAUUUCAGGUGAAAAAUUAAAUGUAUGUAAUAUUUGUGGUGUGGAAUUUCAGAAGUCAUGUGGUUUAGCAAGUCAUAUGAGGACACAUUCAAUAGAUCGUCCUCACAGUUGUAACUUUUGUGGUAGAAGAUUUAAUACUGUAGUGACUUUGGCAAUGCACAAGAAAAAUAGUCAUAGAAACAAGACAUUGAUAAGUAACCUGAGUAAGCCAACAAUUAAGAUUGAUCAUGAGAAGCCUGUAGUAAGCCAUAAUGUUGACAGCCUGGUUACUGAUAUCAACAGUGAAGAGAGUGAAGUGAAGUUGGGUUCUGCCUUUUAUCCUUGCACAUUUUGUGGAUUGAAAUUUCAGAGACCAUGUAGCUUAGGUAGUCAUCUUAGGGUACACUUGCAUAGGAGAUCAUAUAGCUGUAGACUUUGUAGCAGAACUUUUAAAUCAAGCCACGUGUUACAAAAGCAUGAGAAAGUAUGUCAAAGAAAGUGUGGUGCAGUGAAAAAGGAUCUAGUGGAAACAGUCUGUUUUGGGGAACAGGAAGAAAUGGGCUCUAGAAUAAAUAAAGCAAGUACUGAAUGUGAGGCAUCUGUUGAGAGGCAACAGAAGGACGCUAUAAAUUUGGGCGAUCUUGUUUGCACCAUAUGUGGUUUAAAGUUUCAGAAAUCUUGCGGCCUUCAAAGUCAUUUCAGGACGCACUUGAAUAACAGGCCUUAUACCUGUAAUUUGUGUCAUGGAACAUUUACUACAGCUUAUACAUUAAAGUGUCAUGAAAAGCACAGGCAUAAACAUCAGGAAGAAAAAUUGACUGUGAAGCAUGGUGCAGUUAAGAAGAAUGUUGAUGAAGAUUUCAGAGGUCUGAAUAAUUGCUCUUUGAGUCUGAAAGAAGGAACAAAUUUGGAUUCAGACAAGAGUGUUAAUUCUGGUGAAAUAAGUGGAAAGACCUUUACUAAAUCAUGUGAUGUAGCAGACCGUGGAAAAGCACAUUCUGGGAGGGGUUUGGAGAGCGAGAUUAAAGGAUCUUUAAAACUGGCUACAGGAAAUCAGUAUAAUUGCAAAGUUUGUGAGGAAAAAUUCAUUGAUGCUGAAACUUUCAGGUUACACUUGUGGUCUCAUGAUGGUGAGGAUGAAAUGCUAAAAAACAAUGAAGACCCUGCAUCACUUUCUACAGAAAAGCAGUAUAGUUGCAAGAUAUGUAGGAAAAAGUUUAAACAUAGGGGAAAUUACAAAGUACACUUAUGGUCUCAUGAAAAUAAGAAUGAUGUAAGGAAAGUGGAUAUAGACAUAUCCAUUGAACCCAAAACAAGUGAGAAAGGGAAAAAUGAGUGGAGUGGACAGUUUGACUAUAUGUCAGUCAAGACGACAAAGUCAGGGCAGAUGAAGAUUGAGUGUAAGUUAUGUGGUAAACUAAUGGCUCAUCGAGGGAAUUUUGUAUCCCAUAUAAGGGGACACUGUGCUAGAGGGGAAGUAGAAGCGUAUGGUAAACCUGAGCUUGAUGAUGUAAGUAAGCCAUUCAGGUGCAGUAUAUGUGACAAACCUUUCAAGACAAAGUGGGCAUUGGAUCGUCAUGUUCAUGUGCACUCAAAGAAUAAAAGUUACCAAAGUGGAUGUGAUUUAAAAAAUGUUGAUGGAGAACCCAAUCAUUUAUCUGUUAAUAACAUUAUUAAUCCAUCUGUAGUUGAAAAUCCAGUAACAUCAGAUUUUCGUGUGGCCUCUCCUUCAAGAAAUUCUGCUACUUUUGCACCAAAUUUGAACAACAGUUCAGAGAGUGGAAUCAGUUUUAGUCAGCACAACUAUGAUCUAAAGUUAGAAUCAAGAACUUGUAAAUUUUGCUGUAGAGUUUUUAAAUAUAGAUCUAUGUGUGUGUAUCAUAUGGCUAAACAUUCAGAAAAUGACUUCAACUGUACUCUUUGUAGCAGAAGUUAUUAUAAUAAGAGGGAGUUCUUGACACAUACUCAUAGCCAUAAGAAUGCAAUGGUAGAUUCUGUCGGACAGGACCAUGAGCAAUUGGCACCUCAUUUUGAAUUAUCAUUUGAUGGUAAUUCUGUAACCAAAAGUGAGAUUAUUUCAGGACAGUCAAAUUUGACACUUAAGGCCCAAGAAAGGGACAAAAAUUUGUCAUGCAGCAUGUGUGGUAAAUAUCUACCCACCCACAAAAGUUUUCGAAAGCAUCAAAAGAUGCAUUUGCAGAAAUCUAAAAAUAGAUGCAUCAUUUGUAUUAAGAAAUAUAAAAGUAGAUCGUCUUACCGUAAGCAUAUGAGGAUUCAUCACCCUGAAUUUGAAAAUAAGUGUUCCCUUUGUGGAGGAAAGUGUGAAGGUAGAUGUCAGAACAAAAUACAAGAAAAAGGUGAAGCUGUCAUGGAUGAAUCCAUUACCACUGAAGGAUUCAAUAUAGAGGCAGUUACACCACCUUUGUCUUUAAGAAAGGGUUUACGACAUAAAGGUGAGACAAAUAUUUCCUCUGAUAUGAGGUUUGGGGAAGACUGGAAAGUUACUGUGAGAAAGUUGUCAUCACCUGAAGUACUUCCUUCAUCCUCAGGGGUAGAUUUACAGGGAAGUAGGAAUGAUAUCGGUUCUGAACAAAAUUUUAAAGACUAUGUUGUGGCCAAUACUAUUGUAGACAAUACUAAGGCCAAACCAUUCAUAUGUUCUGUUUGUGGUAAGGGUUUCAAAUACAUGAAAUACAUUAAACUACACAUGGAAGUACAUUUAGAGCAAAAUUUUAAAUGUCAAAUUUGCCAUAAAAGUUCAAGAAGUGCACUAAGGUUAAGGAGACAUAUGGUUUCACAUAAACUUGGGAAGAGAUAUAAUUGUGAAGAUUGUGGGUCAGCUUUCACUCAAAUGUCCUCUUUAAAAAAGCAUUAUCAAGUUUUUCAUCACAGUAAGCCUGACAAGAAGGAUUCAGUCGAGGGAGAGUUGAGAAGUGAAAGCAGGACAUCAGGAGAUGCUAUUGCUUCAGAGAUUGCAGUAUGUGCUGAGAAAUCAGUAGUUCAAGCAGUCACUGAUAGCACAGAAAUCAUUACUGACUCUCCAAAACCUUGCAGUAACAGUGAUUUGGAAGGGAAUGGAGAUGACAGUACACUUACAAAUAGACCCCUCUUUGGAAAAAGCAGUUUUGUAUGUCCAAUAUGUGGAAAGGGUACUUCAUCUGGGAGUCACUUAGAUUCUCAUAUGAUAAGGCAUUCACAGGAGAAACCUUUCAAGUGCCCUUUAUGUCAGAAAUUUUUUAAGAGGGAUUAUACUCUAAGAAAACAUAUUAGGGAAAUCCACUCUGCCGAUCCUGGCCAGUUUCACCCAAAAAAUCUCACAUCAAGUGGAAGAGACAUUACUGUAGACUUACCAUACAAGUGCUCAAUAUGUGAUAAAGGUUUUAUUUAUGAUACCUCUCUAAAAGCCCACAUGAUGUUUCAUAUGAGGGAAAGUUCUCUUUUUGCUGGGGAGUGUGAAGAGGAGAUAUAUGAGUGUGCUGUUGAAACAAAUGAAGAUGAUGGUAUCCUCUCUGUGGAGCCGGUAAGGUUAGAGGAUAAUUGUGCAAAUAAAUAUUUAAAAGAAGAAAAAGAAUUUUCUGUAGAAGAUAUGGCAAUUGAUAUUAAAGAAGAACUAGUUGAUGACAUUGAAGAAGACUAUGAAGAUUUGCUGUCUGAAGAAUUUCUGCUAAAUGACUUUGAUUUAAUGGAGAAAAAUGCAGCCGAAGAUCUUGUUUUUACUGGAGAGAUGGAUAGUGUGAGUGAGAGCAUUGAUUUUUCCAAUUUCAGUGAAAGUUGUAUUUUUAGUGAUGAAUCUGGUAAUGUUGGAAAUGGUACAAUAUUCUCACUGGAAAAAGAGCAAGAUAAUCUAUACAUUCCAGAAAACAUAGAAGCUAAUUGCUCAUCAGAGUGUUAAAGAAGAUACAGCACAGGUUAAGAACUGCUAUGUGACCAUAAAUGUAAAGUUCAAAUUUAUUUACAGUUGUUAUAAGUAGAUCAGAUGAUUUUAUAUUUUUUCAAUAUAGAUUUAUACACGUUUUGUAUUGUGCACACGUUGAAAUUCUGUGUGUAGUUGCUAAAAGAAAUUGAAUGAGUCAAGAGUGUAAAGGAUACAAAAAAACGGAAAUGUCACACAGAGCAUUUGAGAUUUAGAAAAUAGAAAAAAAGGUUCAAGCAAUUUGAUGUGCUGAAAUUUGCAUGUCAAACCAUAAUUUUUAUAGUACUUAGGUGCUCCUCAGAGGAGCAGAGUAAGGAAAGUCUACCUAACAUCUUUACUGUUUUAGAUUUAUGUAUAACAUUAUUGUAGCUUUUUCCAUAUUUAAUGUAUAGUCAGCAUAGAUCAGUACAUAUUCUGUUAAGAUUUAUAAAAUAAGUUAGAAUGAGAUGAUGGAUCUUGAUAUAAAAGUUUAACCUGGUUUUUAUGCAUAUAUUUGUACAUGUAUCAUCUUUUAAAACUGUAGGAACUUAGUGGGGAAUUAGGAAGACAGCUUUUAGCUGAAAAAUACCUCUUGUAGACAUUUAAAAUUACCUUGUUCAAUGAAGCCAAAUAGUGUUAGAUCCUCGAGCUUUUUAGCUGCUUAUAUUGUGGCUAAUAGUCUGCAGUAGUACUUAUAGACUUGCGUUAUAAUGCUUUUUAUGUAUUGAAGAAAGCUGCUGAAUGUAUAUUGCAAUUAGCAUGAAAAAUCUAUGAGCCCCUUGUAAUUCCUAAUUAAUGGAUUUAGUAUGUCAAACCUUUAAUGAUACAAUUUAGAAUAAACCUGUUACAUCUGGAUGUUAAGCCUUUGAGAAUGAAUAUGUAGCCAGUCAUUUGACUGAAAUGGCACAAUAAACUGUGUUAUGCUUUA